AGGAAAGAUAAGGACUCCGGACGGGGCGGAAAGAGAGGCGUACGGGAGCGGCGAAGCUGAACAUUGAGAGGACAGAGUGUGGGAUCCACCACGGUUACUAAUUUGCUGCCACGUUUGCAAUUGACUUUUGCACGCAUCGACUUGUAGACUUGUAGUUAGGUCCAGGAACAGAGAAAAUCCUUGUCCGACCCGGAUUUGAGAGUGGGAUCUGGCGGGUCUGCACUGGGUCAAUGUUUGACUGUUUCUUCUCCUCCUCCUCCUCCUAGGUGGGCUUCAACUGUUGAACACCAUUGCGUAUAUAAGCCGGCAACGAGGUGAGGAUCGGCACGGUUUUUACUGCAGAAUCUUACAUACAUGCCUUGUCUUGGCCAGAUUCUUCCUCUUCUCGCCGUGAAAUGACGGCGCCGGCGUUGGAAUCCAUUCUUCGCUCCUUAUCGGAACUCUGCCUUUCCGACGAUAACUUCGCUUGGGAGAACCCUAGGCGCUUCUCUGCCUACGCCAAUCGCCUCCAGCUUGUUCUGAACCAGUUCCUGCGAUCGUCGUCGCCGGAGGCUUUGUCUCCGUCCGUACAAACUACCUUGAGAGGGGUUUCUGGUGAUCUGUCGAAGGCGGUUGAGGCGGUGUCAGUGUAUAGGAACAGAAGCAAAAUCUUCGUCCUCAUCAACUGUCAGUCUCUGUGCGCGUCCCUUCAGGAGCACACCGUAGCAAUCGGAGGAUGGUUGGCUCUGCUGGAGUCGACUCUGCCGGAGGGUUCAGAUCUUCGCAAGAAGGUCGCCGAUCUCUCCCAGGAUAUGAAACAAGCGCAGUUCAGAGUUUCGGAGAACGAAGAGAGAGUGCACUGUACACUGCAGAAGGAGGGACAAGGCAGGCCGACCAGCAAAGCAGUGCAAAGUGCCAUUGUCAUGGAUUUAGCUCGAGCUCUCGGGAUCGAGGCAGAUGAUCAUGCAAAGUUGUCGGAGCAGGUCAAGCUCCUGAAGACGGACUUGGCGAGCUCGAAUCCACUUGCAGAAAGGCGGGUUUUGAUGUCCCUGGAGAGAAUUAUGGAUAACUGGACUGUUCAUCCAGCCACUUCAGAGUGGAACUUGGAUUUUGAUUUUGAAGAGGAUGCCCAAAUGUCGCCCUUUAAGAAUUUUCUAUGCCCAUUGACAAAGGAAGUGAUGAAGGAUCCGGUGGUGUUGGAAUCAUCUCAGAAUUAUGAGCGGACUGCAAUUGAGUACUGGUUCCGACGAUGUAUAGAGGAUGGUCGGGAUCCAACUUGUCCUGUUACGGGGCAGGUGCUCAAGUCUACGGAGAUGAAACCAAACAUCGGAUUGGCUGGCGCAAUUGAAGAGUGGGUUAGUAGGAAUAUUGAAAUUCAACUUAAGUCAGCAGUGCAGUGUCUUUCUGAGAAUCAACCCCCAGUGGAUUCUGUUGAAUGGGUUUUGGAUGUCAUUUAUAAGAUAUCAGAAGAGCACCCAUCUAAUAGAUACAGAGUGAGACAUGCAGGUGUUGUUCUUCUUAUGGUUAAAGUUCUUAGAAACUGUUCGAAGAGCAUGGGAACACAUAUGAGAGGCAAAGCUCUUAUGACUUUGCUUAGCAUGGCCAAGGAUGAAGAAAGCAAGAACAUAAUGCUUGGAGAGGGUAUCACUAGAUUGGCAAUACAUAGUCUUAUUGGGAGUUCAGAGAAAGAGAAAGAGUAUGCUGUGAAGUUAUUGCUAGAGUUCUCGAGGGAUGAAGCUUACUGCACAAAAAUUGCAUCAGAAAAAGGGGCACUAGUUCUUCUUUCGAGCAUGGCAGGAAAUCUGGAGCAUCCUGCCUUAUCUAAUCUAGCUGAAGAGGUGCUAAAACAGAUGGAGAGGGUGGAGGAUAAUGUUCAGCAUUUGGCAGCAGCUGGAAGAUUUGAACCCUUACUUAGCCGGUUAUGUGAAGGUACCGAUGAUGUUAAAAUAGAGAUGGCUCGUAUUAUGGGGAGGAUGACCCUGACAAAUAGCAGUAAGGAACAAAUUGCAAGGAAAUGUGCUAAAACCCUUGUUCAACUGUUAUCUAAGCCAAAAGGAAGAGCUCCAAGCUUGCAAGCAUUGUGUAAUUUGUCAGUCUUGGAUGACAAUGCAACCAUUCUUGUUGAUUCUGCUGUGAUUCCAGCUCUUACAGAUAUUCUUUUCGAAAAUAUGGAUGAUUCAGAGCUGAAGGAAUUAGCUACAUCAAUAAUUGCAAACAUAGUACAGCAUCCAGGGCACUGGGAAUAUUCAUCUAUUGACAACAAAGGACAUUCAAUGCAGUCAGAGACAACUGUGUUCCGUCUUUUGGGGCUUCUAGCUCAUGUUUCCCCUCAAUGUCAAGUAUCUGUUCUCCGGAUCCUUUAUGGAAUUUCAUCUUCACCCCAGGCUUCAGAGUCAGUAGUUACCCAUAUAAAGUCUGGGGAUGGCAUCAAAACCAUUAUACCAUUUCUAGAGCACCCAGAAGUUGAACAUAGAAUUUAUGCUUUCAGGCUUACAAGGAUACUCUCUGGAACGUUUGGCGAAGAUUUAGCUAAUGAACUGAAACCUGCUGACAAGCUUCCCUUAUUUAAAGAGAAACUACUUGACAACCAAUCCACAGAUGGUGAAAGAUCCGAUGCUGCAUGCAUACUGGCUAACCUUCCUCUCUCAGAAGAUGAAGUAAAAACAGUCCUAGGUUCUAGUUUUGUGGGAUGGACAGUUGUUACUCUCAAAGAUCGUCUCCGAAGCACCAAUUGGAGAACUACUCGAUCCUCCUCAUGCUUGGAGGAAGGGCUUCUUGGCCUCCUACUCCACUUUACUCAGAGUCCUGAUCCGCAAACUGUUAGUGUGGUCAAAGAGCAUUCCCUCAUGAAUAUUUUCCGUGAGCAGCUCAACUUCCCUUUAAAACCAAGAGUUAAACAGCUAGCUGCCCUUGGAUUGAAAAACUUGUCAGAGUCUCGAAGGACACUAAUCAGCACUGGGGACUUAGAAGUGCAACUUUCCCAUGGCUUCUGCUCCUCCUUGGUGUUCAUGUGUGGGAAGAGGCCUCCAGAACUGCCUGUGUGCGCCAUACACAAUGUUUCAUGUGAAGAAGAUAAUCAGUUUUGCCUGCUUAGAAGCAAUUGCAUUAAACCCUUGGUAGAUCUUCUAACAGAUGAGGACACCAAUGUUCAAAUUGCUGCAGUGGAGGCACUUUCUACUCUCGUGAUAGAUACUUCCAACAACUUUAAGAGAGCUGUUGAUGAGCUUGAACAUCUGGGUGUGGUUGAAGCUGCUAUUACUCUUUUUACAGAAGUUCGCCCUGGUAUUCUUCAAGAGAGGUUACUUUGGAUGAUAGAGAGAAUAUUAAGAGUAGAGAGUGACAUUAACCGGCACUCGCUAAAUCAGUCUCUGGUCAGGGCCUUGGUAGAAGCCUUUAAGCACGGCAAUGCCAAUGCAAAGGGGUAUGCCCAGGACGCUCUUACCAACCUAAAACAGUUAUCAGGAGUCAGUGGAAAGAACUCGAGUCAAUCUCGUCCUCGGCGGUAGUUACUGACACUAAAGGAUUGCUUGUAUUAUACCAUGUGUAUGUUGUAUUAUUCAUGUCAAAAUCUCAUGUUGUAUAUCAGUCACAGUUGCCUAGUUUUGCAUUCAUUAUUACAAAAGAAGCAAGAGUAUUGCUCGUUAUGAAGCAUAGAAACUGAUGUCCUUUUUAUUUCUUUUGUGAAACAAGGUUUUUGUUAAAUGUUUUUGCUGUGAUUCACUGAAAAUUGGAGGCAUUCAAAUGAAGGAAUAUAUUGAGGGCAUUGUGUUCUUGGACA
Molecule: messenger RNA, 3757 nt
Organism: Vitis vinifera (wine grape)
Lineage: Eukaryota; Viridiplantae; Streptophyta; Magnoliopsida; Vitales; Vitaceae
Product: U-box domain-containing protein 44
Exons: 5
Coding region: 396-3485 (1029 amino acids)
Biological process (GO): protein ubiquitination
Molecular function (GO): protein binding; ubiquitin-protein transferase activity
Source: RefSeq, a predicted model, not a curated record